Ipomoea triloba (trilobed morning glory) is the source of this 2706-nucleotide messenger RNA. RefSeq names its product protein cereblon. Lineage: Eukaryota; Viridiplantae; Streptophyta; Magnoliopsida; Solanales; Convolvulaceae. Bases 103 to 1728 code for a protein of 541 amino acids. Gene Ontology annotation, biological process: protein ubiquitination. The transcript has 10 exons. The record is from RefSeq and is a predicted model, not a curated record. Gene Ontology annotation, cellular component: Cul4A-RING E3 ubiquitin ligase complex.
UGGCGCCGUCAGGCCGGUCAGUAUAACCGUCGAGUUGGAUAUAUAAGUAUAUAACCGUGCACACAUAAAACGACUUCAAAUGUAAGUGAGUGAGAGAAGACGAUGGACGACGAUAGAAUUCUGGAACGAGAAAGGUACCAAAUCGAACAGAUUCGCCAGCUCGAGUCCGAGGAGUUGCAGGUAGAGGAAGUCGAUGACGAAUCAUCCGAGGAUGGCGAUACCGCGUUGGGGGAACAAACUGCACCUGGUGAAUUUAAUUAUGACACCUCUUUGGCUGCAUUGCAUUCUUAUCUUGGUGAUGUUGAAGACACACAUAACAGGUUGUCAUUCUUGGAUGGCGGAGCUGUGAUAGUUGUUCCUUUAUUCUAUCUUGAAGGAGUUGUUUUAUUCCCUGAGGCUACACUUCCUUUGCGAGUUAUUCAGUCUAAUUUUAUAGCUGCUGUUGAAAAAGCAUUGCAACGGACUAAUGAUCAUUAUACUAUUGGUGUCAUUCGAGUUCACAGGGAUCCUCAUAAUAGGAGGAUAAAAUUUGCAACGACUGGGACAACUGCUGAGAUUCGGCAAUAUCGGCGGUUGGAAGAUGGUUCAGUGAAUGUUGUUACCCGUGGUCAGCAACGCUUUCGUCUGAGACGCCGUUGGAUGGAUGCUGAUGGAGCACCUUGUGGAGAGAUUCAAAUCAUCCAAGAAGAUUUUCCAUUAAGGACUCCCCGAGAGGCUGUUGGGAGAUUGACACCAUUGAGAAGAUUGCAUGCCUGGGCUGAUGUGCCUUUACAAACACAGUCAUCAAAUAGUUCUCUAACUAAGCAUUAUGAGUAUGGAAAUGGGAAUGAUUCAGAUGUGAUGUCAGAGGAAAGUUUUGAAAGUGAAUUAUCGUUCGGAGAGAAAAGACUCCACCAGUCUGCUAUUGUUUCUAUAAUUGGUGAGGAUAUGAUUGAUGAGUCAACAAGCAGUGAUGAUGAGACCCUUGAUCAAGGGCUAGAGGUCCAAUCUGGAAGAUACCACUUACAUGAUUUUGUUGGGUCUUUGCACACAAAACGCAACAAAAAGUCUAUUGAUUCUAGCCAGGGAAUUGGGGAAGGAUCUGCUUCUGAUAUGCCAUCUUGUAAAGGAAAUGGAUUGAGAAAGCAUGCAAUUAGCCAGAUGCGUGAAGUCCCAAGGGCAUUCUGGCCCAACUGGGUUUAUCGGAUGUAUGAUUCAUAUGCUCUUGCUCAGAGGGCAGCAGAUCGGUGGAAACAGAUUGUCAAGGCACCAAACAUGGAUGCGUUUGUGAUGAAGCCAGAUCUUCUAUCAUUUCAUAUUGCCAGUAAGAUUCCUGUAUCAGAAUCAACAAGGCAGGAGCUUCUGGAUAUUGAUGGAAUUUCCUAUAGGUUGCGACUAGAAAUUGAAUUACUCGAGAAGUUUGAUCGUAUACAGUGCAAGACUUGUUUGACUCUGAUUGCUAGGCGAAGCGAGAUGUUGGUAAUGUCUGGAGAAGGUCCUCUUGGUGCUUAUGUGAAUCCACAUGGUUUUGUGCAUGAGAUAAUGACCCUGCUUAAAGCAAAUGGGUUAGCAGUCAUUGGAAAUCCAGAGAAGGAAUACAGCUGGUUUCCUGGGUAUGCCUGGUCUAUUGCAGAAUGUGUUACUUGUGGAGCCCAGAUGGGGUGGCUUUUUACCGCUACAAAUAAGAAACUGAAGCCUAGAUCGUUUUGGGGCAUUAGGUGUUCCCAAGUUCAUGACGACAUAAGCUAAUCUUUCUUGAACUCAAUACCUUUUGGCGGAUCGAGCUUCUGUCCUCUGCAGCCGCAGAGAUAAUGCUUGGUUUGUACAUGGCUUUGAUAAUGCUUGGUUUGUACAUGGCUUUGGUUGGCUACAAGUCGUUAUAAUGAUUUGGAAUAAUCUAUAAGAAGUCUGUUACAAUAGUUUCUUGGAUGACAACUUCAUACUAAAGCAGAUUAUCAGUUCUGAAGUCUUAACUUGCAGCAGAACUCCAACCUCUAGUUUUGUUCCAAGAUCAGAUCACAAAGCCCAGCAAUGUAGUGAGUUGCAAUCAAAGUAGUCGUCUCUUUUGCAGUUAUGUAUGUAGCAGGCAUACCCGCCUGUGUUAUUCCUCAAGUAGUGAAGUGAUGUCUGCCCCCCUUUUAUGCUGAAGAGGUGGGGUCAUUACUUUUUGUAUCUCAACUCCUCAAGGCUAUUUGGUUUUGCUUUCUCCUCCGGGCUCUUAUACUUUUUGUUAUUGAUAAAUUUAUUAUUAUUAUUUUGUUUUAUUGAUUUGCUCAAUACAUUAAACAAAUCAAGGCAAGACUAAGCAUAAAUCUCUCAGUAGUUCAGUUUGAUACAAGGAAUUGGAGGAAGCAGAAAGGAAUUGCUGGAUGUAUUAUGGUACUUUCCCAAGCUGCCACGCCCCUUUAGAAGAAGAAAAGGCAAUAGUUAUACCAUGGAUCCGGAUCCACCUUGCAAGGUGAAUUUAUCACAAUUUACAUACUGAAUAUUGAGUAUGUAAAUUGUGUAUUUUGAACUCGAGUCUACAGAAUAAAGACAAUUUGGGAACUGUUGACAAUUUGGACACAGCAAUUUGAUCGAUCUUGGUUUUCAAUUGAUUAUACUAUAUUGGUUUUGAUGAUUACUUGAGACCAUUGUGUAGGAUUUCUGAUGGUUAAAGUUGAGACCUUACAUUUUGUAACUUCUCUUUGAAGAUUUUUUAUAUAAUUUCUUCCGGACUUAUCUUAA